AUGAAUAUCAUUCUAGGCGUUGGAGGACAAGAAUCAGGAAUUCAUGUAAAACUGGUUCGGGCGAAGCUAUCUCAACGACAACUCAACAAUUCUGAGCUCCAAACUAUCUCUAACUCUGCUCAACCCUUGUUUAUGGGCUCCAGUGCAUUGCUCCUUUUUGUGCACAAUGUGAAGAUCUACACUCCUACGUUGCCUGGUCACUGGCCUUUUGACCCCCUAGGCAGGUAUUGGUCUGGCUCUUCUUGCGAGGCACAAACCGGACGGUGA
This is a messenger RNA of Protopolystoma xenopodis, 267 nucleotides long. Lineage: Eukaryota; Metazoa; Platyhelminthes; Monogenea; Polystomatidea; Polystomatidae. The record is from the annotation of a GenBank genome assembly.